This is a messenger RNA of Syzygium oleosum, 1496 nucleotides long. RefSeq lists its product as uncharacterized. The transcript is spliced from 2 exons. The record is from RefSeq and is a predicted model, not a curated record. The coding region runs from base 1 to 1290 and encodes 429 amino acids. NCBI's taxonomy places the organism in Eukaryota, Viridiplantae, Streptophyta, Magnoliopsida, Myrtales, Myrtaceae.
AUGUCCGAUUUUUUUAGCCGUCAAUUAGGCCUAAGCUUUGAUCAUUGUUUUGUCAGUAAAGCACGAAAUGAUCCUUAUAUAUCACCGCAACAUUUUCUGGAUUUUCAGGAGCAAAAGAAAUUCCUGAGAACACUCAAAUCAAUGGCAUCAUUUUCUCCAUAUGAUUCAAGUUUUUCCUAUGUGAGUGCAGCCACCAGUCCUGAUGCACUGAGAAUGAGCAAUGUCUCACUGUUCUACAGCGCAUCGGCUAGUCCCUGCAGAGAGAAUGCAUAUCCUCCAUAUAAUCUUGAUGCCGGAAAAUUAGACCCGAUAGGGUCAUGUGAGCAGACAAGCUCUGAUUCUGAUCUGGACUUCGAGUUCAAUGCGAGUUGGGGGCAUGUUUUCGAUGCGGGCGAGUUUAUCGCGAGCCAGGACCUCGAGUCCCCACUCCAUAAGAAAGCAAGGCCAAUGGGGGGUGACUCACUCCCUUCAAUGGCUUUUGCUGAUGAGCUCUUCUGUGAUGGGAAAUUGAUGCCUUUGAAGCCUCCACCUUGUUCCUAUUAUGGGGGCAAGAGCGGAAAUCAGAGUCCUAUUGGGUCACCUUCGUCGAGGUCCCCGAGAUCAGGCUUUAAGGUCCCCUUCCAGUUCAAGAGCCUGUGGAAUGAUGAUUUCGACCCGUUCAUGGUGGCAUUGGAGAAUGUCAAGGAAGACAGCAGCGCAAGAAGGACGAGGCAGGCUAACGAUCAUGGGCAGACUCAGUCGCUCUCACCAUUCAGGGGCUUCAAAGCUGAGAGUCCGCGGAGGUCCACUGACUUGAAGGGGAGGAAAAAUCAGCAAAAUGAGCAAGAAACAUCUCGAGCACCUGUAAAACCGCCGGUCGAGCCACUGGACUCCGCCAAUCCGCCCUUUUCCAAAUGGGUGCCUAACCAAAGAAAACAAGCCAGUCUUCAACAACAUGAGCAAUUUAUCAUGCAGAGCCCAAAACAACGAGAACCACAUGGCAAAUUUGAGGAGGGCAAGAGACAAAAUGGAGAGUGCAUUGUGAGGGAGAGUAAGAGGCAAAGGAUCAGGAAGUUUCUGCUGAGGAGUAUGUCAUCAUCGGCCACCGGAAGAAAAGAAGGUGAUGAAAAGGUAAAAGCUAUCUGGAGGCCCACUGUCAAUAUCCUGAGAAGAUUGAGCUUUAAGUCAACUGGAAGUGGUGGAGCAACUACUCAGAAUGAUGAGCAGAGAAGAGGGUCAACAGUGGCUAAGAUGACACUUGUGCAGUACAGGCCGAGGCUGUUUCUUUGUUUGGGUUAUGGUCUGAAAUGAAGGUCAAGGUAUAUGUAGUCGUUUGAGUUCAAGUUGGCGCAAAUUGGGAGGAAUUCAUGGUAAAAUCUUGCAGUUCUUGUACGCUUUGGAAUUUGGAUGAUCCUGUCAACUCACCCACAUAUCUAGUCCCUAAAUAUUUAUAUCAAUUUCCAUUACUGUACCCAUCUUUGUUGGUGUAAGAAAAUGAAAGGUGGGAUUUUUUUCAA